Molecule: messenger RNA, 1899 nt
Organism: Gambusia affinis (western mosquitofish)
Lineage: Eukaryota; Metazoa; Chordata; Actinopteri; Cyprinodontiformes; Poeciliidae
Exons: 5
Coding region: 98-850 (250 amino acids)
Cellular component (GO): membrane
Source: RefSeq, a predicted model, not a curated record
CAGCUGCUCACCUGGUCAAGCUGUUGGACUCACCUGUUCAGAUCAAGAAAACUUCAGGUUGGUGGGAGAGGCCAGCCGAUGUGCUGGGAGACUGGAGAUGAAACAUGAACAAGAGUGGAGACCAGUGGAUGUUUGGGAUGAUAACUGGAACAUGAACUCAGCUGCUGCAGUUUGUGCUGAACUGGACUGUGGUUCUGCUGUUUCAGCAAGAAAUUCAAAGGAAGCUUCAGAGAGACCAGUUUGGGAGAUCUGGUCUGACUGUUUCCAGUCAGGAUCUGGAUUAAAGAACUGUUUACCUUAUGAUGAAAACAGUUAUUGGAGCCUUGAGCUCAUCUGCUCAGGUCUGCUGGUUGAGCCGCACAUCUUCCUCUCUUCCUCCACUGACGGGGUUUCCACAGGCAGAAAGCAGGGGUCUGAGCUCCUCAUUGCAUCAAAUUUCAGCAUCAUGUGCUCCAUCAGACCUCAGUAUGAAGGCGGCUCCUUCCAGCUCAUCUUCAGCACCUCUAACUACACUCAGAGCCACACCCUGCCAGCUGUUAAUCACUCCGCCCUCUUCCUGUUCUCUGCUGCUGGCCACGCCCACCAAGGAACCUACCACUGCGUUUACCACGUCUACGUUUUCUCCUAUAACUUCUCCUCUAUGAGCCAGCCUCUCAACCUCACUGUCUCAGUUUCAGCCUCUCUCACUGCUUUGAUCAUCAGACUGGUUGUCGUCCUGCUGGGUUUGCUGGGAUCAGUCCUGGUCCUCUACUUUAAGGCCAGGAGAAACCAGAAGUCUGGACCAGAAAACAACCAUCAUGAUGAAGGAUCCAGAGCUGAAGGCAGCUUAGAGGAGGAGACUGCAGUCUGAAGGAACCAGGAGAAAAUGAUCUUCAUUUCACAUCCACAGGAAGGAGCAGAGAGAUGUUUCAGACUCCUGGAAAUCUAUCUGUCUAUGUAUCUAUGAUAAAAUGUCUCUGUGCUCCUGCAGCAGGAAGGAAGUUCAACAAUCAGAAAUUUGUAUCUGGACUAAACCUACUUAAAUAAAACUUAUAUAAGAAGGGAACACAAAACAUCCAACAAACAAAAUAUAACAGAAAACCCACUUCAUCAAAAUCUGAUCUUCAUCAACCUUGCAAGGAUAGCAUAUGGUAGAAUAUUUGGGGUCAAAGCUUCACUGCCUGAAAUUCAUGGACGCAUAUAAUUAAUAUUUCAACAGCUUUGUUAAGGAGAUAAAAACUCUCUGUGUGAAUAAUGAGGUUCUGGUGACUGGCAGACCAAGUACAUGUAGCAACAAACAUGUAGGCUACAUGUCUGUUUAUCUUGCAGAUGGGAUGGAAAAUUUUAUUGUUACUAUGAUUAUGAAUGAAUCGAUUCAUAACAGUGUUAUGGUUCUUGUGUAAAGCAUGUUGUUGGGUAAAUUGUAUUAUUGGUAUUAUCAAUUAUUUGUUGUUCAUGUAGCCUUAUAGUUAUAUAUUUAGAAUCUUUUUACUUAUAUGCUUUUACUUCAUUUUACUUCAUUUUAAACUUAGUAUAAAGAAUGUUUCUGUGUGUUGAAUAACUUUGAUUCCUUCCUGAGGCCUUCCUGAGAGAAAGCAGUGACAACCGCUUCCAGCAGAGUUUACGGCCCGGCCGGAAACUCUGCUCUCCUUGACCUGUUAGAUAGCAACAAAGCCAUCGCCGUGAAGACAUGCAACUUGUUCUGCUCGACGCCGUGCCUGGGACAGAAGAAUCUAGUGUGUAGAUAACAUGUGUCUAGAUAGUGAUUGUCAUUAGCGCUGCAACUAUGUGAUGAUUUGUUUUCCCUGCCCUUUGAGAGUUGCAGCCCCCAAUGUAAGAGGGAUCCUAAAUGCAAUAAAAAGAGAGGAGCAGGCAUAUGUGAUUUCAGAGCGGUAGGAGAUUGUAACUGAAAGCACAUCU